Molecule: messenger RNA, 3337 nt
Organism: Daphnia pulicaria
Lineage: Eukaryota; Metazoa; Arthropoda; Branchiopoda; Diplostraca; Daphniidae
Gene: PIG-O
Product: GPI ethanolamine phosphate transferase 3-like
Exons: 4
Coding region: 308-3037 (909 amino acids)
Biological process (GO): GPI anchor biosynthetic process
Cellular component (GO): endoplasmic reticulum membrane
Molecular function (GO): mannose-ethanolamine phosphotransferase activity
Source: RefSeq, a predicted model, not a curated record
UAUUAUUUAAAUUCCUUUUUUUUUGAAAUAUUAACCGACUUUUUAAAAUCUCGGAAGUAAAUUCUUUCCAAUAUUUUUUAAAAGAACGAAAGAAGUAAAGAACCAAAGAAAGGACACUCAAUUUGCAAGAGCGUGAAGUAGGGGUUGUUGUUUAGCACUCAUGUUUACACAAGAUUCCUUCGUCUGCAAGUAAAUUUGAACGAGACGAAAGUUGCAAAGUUCACUGAAGAAAAAUGAUUUAGUCUAUAAUAUAUGUGCAAUUUGUGCAUACUAUAUUUUUAAAAAAAAUAAAGUAUUCAAAUCUAAAAUGAAAAAAAGAAACUUGCUUGUUUUUUCCUGGCUCAUUUUGUUGUAUGCAAAUGGGGUGAUGUACUUUCUUCAAGGGUUUUUGUUAACUCGCCGAGAAAUUCAUCUAAAGUCCGCAGCGUUUGACGGUGUUUCUUGUUGUUUGGAAUCAAAAUACGAGAAAAUCAUCAUUCUUAUCAUUGAUGCUCUUCGCUAUGACUUUCUUGUUUACAACAAUUCCACAAACAAGAGUAGUAUACCAAUCUACCAAAAUAAUCUUCCUGUUGUGGAAAAGUUAUUGAAGGAUAAUCAUGGUGUGCUGUAUCAGUUUGUUGCAGAUCCUCCCACUUCUACAAUGCAACGUUUAAAGGGCAUUACCACUGGAUCUUUACCUACUUUUAUUGAUGUUGGAAGCAAUUUUGCAAGUGAUGAGCUCAAAGAAGACAAUAUCCUCAGUCAGAUUACUUCGUCAGGAUUAAAUAUUACAUUUAUGGGCGACGACACUUGGUUGCAGUUGUUCCCAAGGUCUUUUCAACGUGCAUUUCCUUUCCCAUCCUUUGACGUGUGGGACAUUCAUACUGUUGACCGAGGAGUGGAACAACACUUGAUGCCAGAAAUGAUGAAACCCGAUUGGAAUUUACUGAUUGCCCACUGUCUAGGAGUUGACCACACUGGUCACCGUUACGGUCCAGAGCAUCCUGUCAUGCCCCUCAAGUUAAAGGAGAUGAACUCUUUAAUCGAAAAAAUCGUGAGUAACAUGAAUCCUCAAACACUACUCCUAGUCAUGGGUGACCACGGAAUGACACGAAGCGGUGAUCACGGUGGUGACAGUCCAGAUGAAGUCAACGCCGGUUUUUUUGCGUACAGCCCAGGAUGGAAUAUCAAAUUCAACACCUCCAGGACAACAUCAAUCAACCAAGUGGAUCUUGUACCAACCCUGUCAGUACUGCUGGGCAUACCAAUUCCGUAUUCAAAUUUAGGUUCUGUAAUAUUAGACCUUGUUUUUCCCGAGCAGCUGUGGAGAGAAACUCGCCCCAGUGAAGAGCACAUUAUGAAAAUAGCACAGUCAUAUUUCUCCGAAGCUCUGUAUUUGAAUACCAAGCAAAUCUGGCGUUAUUUGGAAACCUAUAGCCGUGAUUCGUCAUUUCCGAAGAAAGAAUUCGAACAUCUCAGCAGUCAGUUUGACCGUGCUGUCCAUCUUUUCGAACGUUUACAAAUGAAACAGUGUUCCAAUUCGUGUACCUCCGAUUCAAGUUGUUGCGCUCCGGACGAAAAACUCGAAGAAUUCAUUCAGGCAGCGCAGAUUUUCCUCACUGAAGCUAAAGAAAUAUGCCGUUCCAUGUGGGCUCGUUUCGAUCUAACGUCCAUUUCUAUUGGAUUGACAAUUUUUACUUGCUCACUGUUUCUACAUGCGAAUUUUCUCAUCGAAUCCGAAUUGAAUUGGAUGAAACCUGUCAAAUAUUUCGGUAUCAUUGGAGCCUUCCUCUCCAUCUUAGUGCACAGUUGGUCUUCUGUGUUGACUCUUGGAUUAAGUUUAACACCAGUGUUCGUUUAUUUGGUUGGGACUAUGCGGAAGAUUCGACUUCAACAGUUAUUUAAAUUUGCUUAUCUCGCCCCAUUUGUCAUGGCUGCUUCCUACACUUCAAACAGUUUCGUUGUUGAAGAACCCUACGUCGUUCACUACCUGGCACAAUCAUUCAUCUGGAUUCCGAUGUUCUUCAGACGCCAAACGAAAAAUCGUCAGUGGAUACUUCGGAUUGCAUUGAGUUUGACAACUCGAUUAGGAUUGGCCUUUUUUCGCUGCCGUGAAGAACAGUUUCCUACUUGUGAAGCCCACAGCCUUCACAGGAGCCUCAAUAGUCUUUCUGGAACUAACUGGAUAGUCUUUGCAAGAGUGUCUACAGCAUUGGUGUCUUGCAUUGCUUUUUAUCUACUCUACAAACGAUACCUUCCGUUUGACCGCAAAAACUUAUUUAUCGCCAUGAUCAUCUGGUGCUAUUGGAUUUUACAAAGUGCGUGUUUUCUGACCGACAGUGACACAAUUGGACUCGUGUACCUUCCAAGAUUGUUCUACAUUGUGUUCAUCGUAACAUUUUGCCAUGACAUUUAUACGUUUUUAUUCGAUAAUGAACUGGGUAAGAUGUCAAACUAUCGCAAAAAGAUAUCUAACCUGGUUAUUCUACUGUCAACGCUGGCCAUUUUGUUAGCUGGUGAUGGCCUGGCCCCAGGUAUUAUUCUGGCACUGGCUAAUCUUGUACUAUUCUCUCAACUCUUCACCGGAGAAAGCAAUUGCGGAGAGAUGUGGCCUCUUUAUGGACUUUUGUCAUUGCAUGGUUUCUUUGCUGGUGGACAUCAUACUAGCCUCGCUAACAUUCCAUGGGAAACUGCUUUUGUGGGUUUAUCCCACUCCGAUAGCCAAAGUGAAUGGGCUAACGUGCUGCCAGUUUUGUUUGUCAGUUAUAGCACGGCAUUUUCUAUGCUCCUACACGCCAUGUCCGUCCCGAUCGUGUCACUUUCGAACGUGACACGAAAGAACAAAGACUCGCAAAUGUUAUUAGUUAAUGGCUGGCUACACUUUUUGUUUUUCCAUGCUGUGCGCUUGUUUGGCUGUAUGGGCGCUGCAGCAUUACACCGCCGCCACCUGAUGGUUUGGAAAAUUUUUGCUCCACGACUUCUCUACGAGCUACUUUUCGCUGUUUACACUUCGUUGGGAAUUGUUGCAUCUUUAUUCCUUUUUCAGGCAACGAUGUAAAUAUAUUUCGUUCUUAUCAUUUUCAACCCGAGACAAUCGAUCAAAAGACAAAAAGUAUUCAAAGAGGGAAAUAAUCAAUUGAGGGAUUGUCCGUUGCCGGCUUUAUAAAGGGAAACGAUUACAACAGAAAGGAAGCCCUUAGAGAGAAAAAAAAACAUUAUUGAAUGGAAGAAUUUAUGAAAAGCUUAAUCAUUUUUUCUUUCUUUCUUUUUUCACUUGACAUAGGAGUGAAUAACUUUGCGGAUGAUGGAUACACAUUCCAGCAUUUCCUUUUCAUUGAUGACCAGUGGUGGAGCAAAA